Molecule: messenger RNA, 4462 nt
Organism: Nothobranchius furzeri (turquoise killifish)
Lineage: Eukaryota; Metazoa; Chordata; Actinopteri; Cyprinodontiformes; Nothobranchiidae
Gene: ncapd2
Product: non-SMC condensin I complex, subunit D2
Biological process (GO): mitotic cell cycle; meiotic chromosome condensation; mitotic chromosome condensation
Cellular component (GO): condensed chromosome, centromeric region; condensin complex; nucleus
Molecular function (GO): histone binding
Source: RefSeq, a predicted model, not a curated record
CUUUUUUUAAACCACGUGAUUUGCGUCAUUGCGUCAUCUUUGGCGCGAUGUCUUAAAUUUGAAAAGCUGAAGCCUUGAGCCGUUUGGACACGGGGAAGGGAAAUGUCGUGGGACUUCAUCGUGCCUGUGUGUGUGGGGGACCUGGUGAAGACUGGGGGCAUCAACCAGUAUGUGGUUCAAGAUGUGGCAUCUCCAAAACAACUGCCGUCCCAGCUGAGCAAAUUCAAGUCUACACUGAGAAGCCAUGGACCAUUAUGCAUACUAGAACAUUUUGACACAGGCUACAGCUUGCUACAGCAUUUCAACGCAUUGGAGCUGGGGGUGAAAGAGGACACCCUGGAGUUACUUGUGCAAGUGGUUAAUGGCCUGGCUGUGUCCCUGCCGACACUCCUCAGCUCUGUCUCCCUCUCAGCCACAGAACGCAAAGAAAACCUCAAUGCCGUUAAAAUGAGCGUCUUCCUGCUCUGCAAACUCACCGAAAACCUUGAAAGUGUCUCUUAUAGGCAGGAUAUUGUCACAGCUUCUGGAAAGGGUAGUAAAAAGGGCAAAUGUGGUGCCGAGGGACUGCUGCAGUGGGACUCGGAGAGAGAGAAGGUACUUCAGGCGCUCAUUCAGCUCCUUCAGCUGGAUAUCCGUUUGCUCUGGAGCCUCUCUCUGGUGGAGGAGGAGUUCAUCAGCUGUGUCACCUGUUGCUGCUACAAGCUGUUGGAGAACCCAACUAUUGGGCACGUCAAAAGCAAACCCACAAGAGAUGGUAUAAUUCACCUGCUGGGGCUGUCGAUCAAGAAGUACAAUCACCUCCUAGGUGCCAGUGUGAAAGUGAUCCAGUUGCUGCAGCACUUCGAGCAGUUGUCGUCCGUGUUUGCUCAAGCUGUGUUUGUGUGGAGCACGGAGUAUGGAGUCCGAUCCAUCGUGGGAGAAGUCAUCAGGGAAAUAGGUCAGAGGUCAAGCGAGGAGCUUGCCAGAGAGGGUUCUGGCGUGAGAUCCUUCUCCUCCUUCCUGUCAGAACUCAGUGCCCUGGUACCUGAAUUAAUGAUCCCAAACAUCAGCGUCCUCAUCACUCACCUGGAAGGAGAGAGUCACACGAUGCGUGUGGCCGUCUGCGAGGUGCUGGGCGAGAUCCUCGUGCGAGUUCUGUGUGGCGACAGCUUAGACGAGUCCGGCAAAGCUGACCGUGACCGCUUCUUUGACAUCCUGCAGGAACAUCUGCACGACACACACUCUCAUGUCAGAGCACGUGUGCUGCAGGUCUACACGCGCAUCGUUAACAGUAAAGCGCUGCCGCUGUGUAAGUACAGCGAGGUGAUGGAGCUCGCCGUGGGGCGGCUGAUGGACAAAUCCAUCAACGCAGUGAAGAGUGCCAUCCAGCUGUUGGCGGCAUUCAUCGCACACAAUCCAUACAGCUGCAAGCUGAGCAGCGCCGAUCUGAAGGCGCCUUUGGAGAAGGAGACGACUAAACUCAAAGAGAUGAGGGAGAAACUGGCAGGGGAAGCUCCUGUGGCAGUGAUCAAAGCGUCUGAGCUGUGGGCUGCCAUGGAGCCUGAGCUCCUUGAAACAGCCAGGACAGCUCUGGAGCCCACGAGUGAAACGGAGAGAGAGGAGCGAGAGGACGAGGAAGACGGGGAUCCGGAGGAAGAAAAGCCAGCAGAAGACGACAGAGCAGCUGCACUGAGGAUAGCUCAGUUCCUUCGUGUCAACAAAUACAGGAAAGCUGUUCAGCUGUGUAUACGAGCUCACAGUAGCUUUCCUGAAUCUGAGAUGUUUGCCUCCUUGUCUACACUCACCCCUGACAAUCUGAUGGAUGCAAUGGCGUUAAUUUUUAAAGGCUCCGGUGAAGAUUCCUCUGAGCUCAGCCAGAAUCUGCCACCUACCCCUCAGAAGGAGGAAGAGAAAGAGGGGGAGGAUGGCGAGCUGAAAAAGCAGGAGAUGCUUGUGCAGUACUUGAGAGACACAGAAACUUUUGCCUUACAAGUGGAGAGAGCAAUUUCUGUCAUCAACAACAUGCUCUACUGGAAAAUAACCUCAGUGGUCCAGGAAGCAGUGCAGUUCUGUGUGACUGUGUGCGAGUUCAGUGUUGCUAACUCUAUUAGCGGCGUGAGGAAGAUGCUACCUCUGGUCUGGUCCACUGAUGCGGCCAUUAAAGACGCCGUCGUUCAGGCCUACAGACGCCUGUAUCUGAACCCUCAGGGAGACACGAUCAGGAUGAAAGCCCAGACUCUCAUCGACAGCCUCUCUGAACUGAUGGUGGAUGCAUCUCUGGGAACCAUCCAGUGUCUUGAGGAAAUAGUGCAGGAGUUCUUUGGCAGCGGCAGCAAUCUCCAGUCCACGGUGAUUCAGGUCUUGUGGGAGAGAUUUACCGGAAAACGCGAAACGUCGGUCUUACACAAGAGAGCUGCGGUGCUGCUGCUGGGCAUGGCUGCACGGGAGGAGCGAGAGGUGGUGCUCAGUAACUUGGACACACUUUGUUCAGUGGCUCUGGGAGAAAAAGUGACUGAAGACUUCCUUCUAGCAAGAGACACGGUUCUGACCAUCUGCAGCAUCACUGACCACGUCAGGCAAACUAAAGGGGCUCCUUUCAGGCUUCCUCAGGAGCACCAGCUAUUCAGCAGCCUGACUCAGGCUGUUGCAGAAGGUGUGGUGAUGGAAGACCCAUACUGGCAGAGCUUCAUGGAACAGGCUGUUCGUCUCAUCUACUUCCUGGCUGAAUCCCCAGACCAGCUGUGCUCCCGGCUGCUCCAGCGAUGCGCUCGCCUUUUGCUUGACCAGAUUGCAGAAGGUGGCGAAGUCAACAAGGACGUUGGCCAAUUGCAGGAUGGAUCUCUAGAGGCCAGUGAGCAAGUGAACUGUGUGUGUCUGGCCCAGCUUUUGGCUCUCUGUGGAUGCGUGGCUUUUUGGCAGGUUUCUCACCUUGAGCGCAGCGUGAGCGCUGAGCUGCGGAGAAGGAGAGGGGAGACCGAGGAGAGGGAGGAGAAGGAAAAAGGACCGGCCAGUAAAGCUAAGCAGGUGGUCGGUGAAAGCGCCAUGGAGGAGGAGCUUGGGCUGAUCGGUGCCUCGGCUGAGGAUACAGAAGCUGAACUCAUCAGAAAAAUCUGUGAAACGGAGCUACUGGCUGAGGAAAACCUGCUGAGUGCUUUCCUUCCUCUGCUGGUGAAAGUCUGCAGCUCCCCAGGACAUUACUCCCACCCUCAGCUCACCACGGCUGCGUGUCUGGCGCUCUCACAAUACAUGAUGAUAAGCCCAUCGGUGUGUGAAGAAAACGUCCGUCUCAUGUUCACGGUGCUGGAAAGGUCCACUCUCCCUGUGGUGAGGGCUAACGCCAUCAUAGCCCUGGGUGACCUCACAGUCCGCUUCCCAAACAUCUUGGAGCCCUGGACGCAGAAUCUCUAUGCCAGACUGAGCGAUGAGGUUCCUUCAGUGAGGCAGACCGCCGUGACAGUUCUUACUCAGCUGGUGCUUAAGGAUGUGCUCAAGGUCAAAGGUCAAGUCAGCGAGGUCGCUGUGCUGUUAAUUGACCCGGAGGUGCACAUCAGCAGCCUGGCUCUGAACUUCUUCAAUGAGCUGUCCUCAAAGGACAAUGCCAUCUACAACUUGCUCCCAGACAUCAUCAGCCGCCUGUCUGAUCCAGAGAGGGGCAUGAGCUCGGAGGACUUCAACACCAUCAUGAAACAGCUGUUUUCCUACAUCACUAAAGAGAGGCAGACGGAGUCUCUGGUAGAGAAACUCUGUCAGCGCUUCAGGACUGCAACGACGGAGCGACAGUGGUGCGACUUGGCCAUCUCUCUGUCUCUGCUGUCCAUGUGUGAGCGCGGGUUUAAGAGACUGCAGGAGAGCUGGGAGUGUUACAGCGACAAGCUGACCGAACCUGGAGUCUACCAGCCCCUCCUGUCCAUCACCGGCAAGCUCCGCCGUGGAGCCAAGCCUCAGUUUAAGGCUCAGGUUGAUGAUUUUGAGAAGCGGCUGACGGCGGUUCACACUCGAGGUUUGGAGAACGUGGAAAGUCCUGAGAUGGAUGAGGAGAACCAAAAGGCAGAAGGAUCCACUAAGAGGAUGGUGGCGUGUACGCCUCGGCCCACCAGAGGUCGUCAGAAAUCCAAAAGGGGCCAAUCAAAGUCCUCCAUUUCCGGCUGCGACGACGACGCGUUCGUAACGCCUCGACAGUCUCGAAAGUCCAGGAAACCUGCGGUUACCUUCAGCAGUGAUGAAGAGGAGGACGAAGAUGCGGUCAUGGCGGAGAGCGAGACUCCUAAAGUGUUGACACCGAUCUCACGCUCAUCUCGACGGACUCGCCUCAGAAACUAAGUUUAUUUUUAUUUUUUUUGUCUCUUUUAAACUUUUGUCAAGUAUUUUUAUUAUUUUUAAUCUUUUGUAUAUUUUUAAACCCAUUUUGGUGUCUAGCACAAGACCCGAGUUGUAUUUUACGAAUCCGCUUUAAAGCCAUGUUAAUAAACUGGUCUUAAUUAGA